Diorhabda sublineata is the source of this 696-nucleotide messenger RNA. RefSeq names its product venom allergen 3-like. The transcript is spliced from 6 exons. NCBI's taxonomy places the organism in Eukaryota, Metazoa, Arthropoda, Insecta, Coleoptera, Chrysomelidae. The coding region runs from base 1 to 696 and encodes 231 amino acids. The record is from RefSeq and is a predicted model, not a curated record.
AUGUGCUUGUACCCAAGAGACGGUCCCGGACCUUCCUGUUUGGAUUAUAGAAAAGUAGAAUUUACACAAUAUCAAAAAAUGUAUAUUGUUGAUAUUCAUAACGAUAUACGUAAUCACGUUGCUUCCGGUCUGGAAACUAAGGGAAAACUAGGAAAUCAACCCCCUGCCACUAAUAUGUUGCAAUUGGAGUGGAGUGAUGAAUUGGCAAAAAUAGCUCAAAGAUGGGCAGAUCAAUGCAUACCCGUCAACGCUACGAAACAACACGACACUUGCAAGACUACAAGUCAAUUUGACAACAUCGGUCAAAAUAUAUUGACGGCGGUUACAAACGGAACUGACGUAUCGGAAUUGGCGAUAUUAAUAUUGAAUUGGUAUAAACAAGUAGUUAAUGUCAUUCCGUCCGAUAUAGAUCAUUUCGAAGGGAUCAAAAGAGGUCAAUUUUUGAUAGGACAAUAUACGCAGUUGGUUUGGGCCAAUACCAAAGCCGUCGGUUGUGGUAUGUCGAUAUACAAAGAUUCACCGAGAGGUUUUUAUAACCAAAGAUUGGUAUGUAACUACGGUCCUGGUGGAAAUAUAAUCGGACAACCUGUAUAUUUACAAGGGAUACCGUGUACCGGAUGUCCGAAAGGCCGUUGUAACAAUAUUAGAAAAUAUUUAUGCGAAAUAAUGAAAUUAGACGCUAAUAAUUCUUCGUGA